This is a messenger RNA of Vombatus ursinus (common wombat), 1545 nucleotides long. RefSeq names its product 1,25-dihydroxyvitamin D(3) 24-hydroxylase, mitochondrial. Gene Ontology annotation, molecular function: heme binding; monooxygenase activity; iron ion binding. Gene Ontology annotation, biological process: cortisol metabolic process; glucocorticoid biosynthetic process; cellular response to peptide hormone stimulus. The record is from RefSeq and is a predicted model, not a curated record. NCBI's taxonomy places the organism in Eukaryota, Metazoa, Chordata, Mammalia, Diprotodontia, Vombatidae. The transcript is spliced from 11 exons. Gene Ontology annotation, cellular component: mitochondrial inner membrane. Bases 1 to 1545 code for a protein of 514 amino acids.
AUGAGUUCGCCUAUCAGGAAAACCCCCUAUGUAGCUGCCUUCAUGAAGCAAAUAGGGAGGCUUAGGCAGUUUCCUCAACCUGUCACAUCCUCCACAUGCUCCCCCCAGCCUCCCGAAGUGCCACCGAUCUGCCCUCUGAGGGUGCCCAGAGAGGUGCAGGCUGCAUCUGCACUGCCCGGUCCAACCAACUGGCCCCUCCUGGGCAGCCUGCUGGAAAUCCUCUGGAAGGGGGGCCUGAAGAAACAGCAUGAUACGCUGGUAAGGUACCAUAAGAAGUUUGGCAAGAUUUUCCGCAUAAAGCUGGGCUCCUUCGACUCUGUCCACCUGGGCUCCCCGUGUCUGCUGGAGGCACUCUUCCGCAAGGAAAGCAUGUACCCCCAGCGACUGGAAAUCAAACCCUGGAAAGCCUAUCGUGACUAUCGCAAGGAGGGCUAUGGGCUGCUGAUUCUGGAAGGGAAAGAUUGGCAGAGAGUAAGGAGUGCCUUUCAAAAAAAGCUAAUGAAGCCCACAGAAAUUAUGAAGCUGGAUGAGAAAAUCAAUGAGGUCUUGGUGGAUUUUAUGAAAAGAAUAGAUGAUCUCUGUAAUGAAAAUGGCCAAAUUGAAGACUUAUAUAGUGAACUGAACAAAUGGUCAUUUGAAAGUAUUUGCCUAGUGCUGUAUGAAAAGAGAUUUGGACUGCUGCAGAACAAUACCAGUGAUGAUGCUUUGAACUUCAUUACAUCCAUCAAAACAAUGAUGAGCACUUUCGGGAGGAUGAUGGUGACCCCAGUGGAGCUUCACAAAACCCUGAACACCAAGGUGUGGCAGAUGCACACUCAGGCUUGGGACAACAUCUUUAAAUCAGCCAAAUCAUGCAUCAACAAUCGCCUGGAAAAACACUCAGAGAAUCCCAGUGAGGAUUUUCUUUGUGAUAUUUAUCACCAGAAUCAGCUUUCUAAAAAGGAGCUGUAUGCAGCUGUUACAGAGCUCCAGCUAGGUGCAGUGGAAACGACAGCCAACAGCUUAUUGUGGGUUCUGUAUAAUUUAUCUCGAAAUCCUCGGGUGCAGAAGAAGCUUCUUGAGGAAAUAGAGAGAGUUUUGCCUGAGCAACAGACACCCAAUGCAGAGGACUUGAAGAAUAUGCCUUAUUUAAAAGCCUGCCUGAAAGAAUCAAUGAGGCUAACACCAUCUGUGCCAUUUACAACUAGGACUCUUGACCAAGAAAUGGUUCUUGGAGACUAUGCAUUAACCAAAGGGACAGUUUUAAUGUUAAAUACUCAGUUCUUGGGAUCUAAUGAAGAAAAUUUUGAAGACUGGAGUCAGUAUAGACCAGAACGUUGGCUUCAGGAAAAGAAGAAAAUCCAUCCUUUCGCUCACCUUCCAUUUGGUAUCGGGAAGAGGAUGUGCAUUGGGCGGCGCUUAGCUGAACUCCAGCUCCAUUUGGCUCUUUGCUGGAUUGUACGAAAAUAUGACAUUAUAGCCUUAGACAACAAGCCAGUGGAAAUGCUGCAUCUGGGCAUCCUGGUCCCCAACCGGGAACUUCCCAUCGCUUUCUUGGCACGAUGA